CCGCUACCUACGCAAUUGUCGUACAACACAUUAACUUGUUCUUCCUUUUUCUUUUCCCUUUUUGGCUAUGUCCACUCUCUAGUCUCUUCACGUGGGCUCCACCACCACCUCAUUUCCUCCCCUUCCAUUGAUUCAUAAUAUAGCCCUUCUCUAUAAAUAUCACUAAUCCCACUCCCAACAAUACUAACCAGCAACCCCUCAUUUUCUUUUUCUCUGUUUUCCCAAAAUGAAACAGAGCAUGGCUUCUCUUGCAUUUUCAGGCCCGUUGUUCCUUUUCCUUCUUUCAUUUUUCGUUUUUGCAGAUGCAUCGGGUACUGUGGGAAUAAACUACGGCAGAGUGGCAAACAAUUUGCCAUCGCCAGAAAAAGUUGUUGAACUUCUGAAAUCACAGGGAAUCAACCGUGUCAAGCUCUACGAUACAGACUCUACCGUUUUGACAGCACUUGCCAAUUCCGGGAUUACCGUCGUUGUUGCUCUCCCCAACGAGCUUCUUGCCUCUACAGCAGCAGAUCAAUCAUUUGCUGAUAACUGGGUUCAAGCCAAUAUCUCUCAGUAUCACCCUAAAACACAAAUUGAAGCCAUUGCUGUUGGUAAUGAAGUCUUUGUUGAUCCACAAAACACUACCAAAUACCUUGUCCCUGCAAUGAAAAAUGUUUAUAACUCUCUUGUUAAGUUUAACCUUUCUUCCAUUAAAAUCUCCUCUCCUAUAGCUUUAAGUUCAUUGCAGAGCUCAUAUCCAUCAUCUGCCGGAUCUUUCAAGCCCGAUUUGAUCGAACCCGUUAUGAAACCCAUGUUGGAGUUCUUACGUAAAACCGGGUCAUAUCUCAUGGUUAAUGCAUACCCCUUUUUUGCUUACGCUGCUAAUUCUAAAGAAAUCUCUUUAGACUAUACGUUGUUUAAGGAAAACCCGGGUGUUGUGGACUCGGGUAACGGGUUAAAAUAUUUUAGCCUUUUAGAGGCCCAACUCGACGCCGUUUUUGCUGCUAUGAAAGCUAUUCAAUACGACGACGUAAAGAUGGUUGUGACAGAGACUGGAUGGCCUUCAGUUGGCGGUGAGGAUGAAGUUGGCGCAAGUGAGGAGAAUGCGGCGUCGUAUAAUGGCAAUUUAGUGAAAAGAGUCUUGACAGGAAAUGGGACACCUUUAAGACCGCAGGACCCACUUAACGUUUAUUUGUUUGCUUUGUUUAAUGAGAAUCUAAAACCGGGUCCCACUUCUGAGAGAAAUUAUGGACUAUUUUACCCUAACGAAGAGAAAGUCUAUGAUAUUUCACUUACACAGAAAGAGCUAUCUACUCCGGGCAACCAAAACAAGAGUCAGGCUCCUCAGGCGAGUGGCGGCGGUGGAGAAGUGUCUAAGACGGCAGUCGGACAGACUUGGUGUGUGGCUAAUGGGAAAAUCGGAAAGGAAAAGCUUCAAGCAGGAAUUGAUUAUGCUUGUGGCGAAGGAGGGGCCGAUUGCCGUCCGAUCCAACAAGGUGCGACGUGUUAUAAUCCUAAUACAGUUGAGGCGCACGCAUCUUAUGCUUUCAACAGUUAUUAUCAAAAGAAGUCUCGAGCUGCUGGAACGUGUUAUUUUGGGGGUGCGGCUUAUGUGGUCACUCAACCUCCUAGGUAUGGAAAUUGCGAGUUCCCAACUGGGUACUGAUUAGACAAAGAAGAGGAGGAAGAUUCAUCAGUGAAUAUAUAUAUAUAUAUAUCAGCUAGAGAUUUCCCGCAUUCUUUUUACACUAGAAAGCUUUCUUUUGCUUUUUCAUUUUUCUGUAUCUAUCAUUUUAAAUAUAAUUAGAAAAAUUACUAUAUGAAUAUGAUUAGUAGUUAAGAUUGUUGUAAUUGGUCUGACUAUUUUGUUUUUCUCUAUAUUUUUAGUCCUCACUUAUGUUUAUUCCUCAAAUUAAUAAGAAUAUAAUUUAUUUUUUUAUUAA
Ricinus communis (castor bean) is the source of this 1922-nucleotide messenger RNA. Its product is annotated as glucan endo-1,3-beta-glucosidase 12. Gene Ontology annotation, cellular component: plasma membrane. The transcript is spliced from 3 exons. The record is from RefSeq and is a predicted model, not a curated record. NCBI's taxonomy places the organism in Eukaryota, Viridiplantae, Streptophyta, Magnoliopsida, Malpighiales, Euphorbiaceae. The coding region runs from base 227 to 1645 and encodes 472 amino acids. Gene Ontology annotation, biological process: carbohydrate metabolic process. Gene Ontology annotation, molecular function: hydrolase activity, hydrolyzing O-glycosyl compounds.